CGCCGGGCGGAUGUCCUAUCUCAGAGAUCAAUAUAACCUCAACUCCUAUAAAAAAUUGCUCUAUCCCUAUCCAAAAUUACAAAGUGAUGCGUGUCGUCGCAUUGCUUAGGCACUAAUAAUGACCUCGGUAGACAUGCAAGAAUGAGGUCAGAUCUGACCAACAAGGGACAAUAUGUCUCCACUAUUACAACCUUCGCCUGAUCGCAACCCCCAGGAGACCCCGAAGACAGCUCACAGACAUGCGCCGAAUGCAGAUGCUGAGAACUGGAACGGCAAAGGCAUACCGACGCUGAGGGCUGGGGGGCGACCGGACGGCACGAACACGCCUUACUCUCCAAGCAGGGAGCCGUCACCACACAAGUUGCCACCACUGUCGGGCACGGGGAACCCGCCUACAUCCGACCCAUAUACCCUCGGAAACCUCUCCCCUCGAUACAUACCCUCUCGGAGUCGAGCUGGAAGCGCUAGCGUGGAGAACUCAGGGGAGCUUAAACUCAUGCCGUACGGGCAUCACCGGCAGACGUCGAUCGUCCAUGGGAUUCAACAUUCCGGGAACGGCAGCCUUGGGCCCCUGAGUCCCCAGAUUAUCGCGGCUGCGGGGUCUGCCGCCGGGGAUGCGCCAACGAUGGGACGAGCGGAUAACGAUGUGCCGCCUGCAUUUUCGAUUGCUAGUCCGUCCUCGAACUUAUCGUUCAGCGCGAGUGCUGCCAGCUCGACCACAAAUUUAGUGCCGGAGCGUGUGUCGCCGGGCGAGAACAGUGUUAAUACGCACACGCAGAAGAGGAUCGAACGCAUGCAUAGCGGAGCUGGAAGGCGCGAACAUGGGCACCACCCUUCCCACUCGAGGCAUCAUUAUAAAGAGGAGAGCAAACCGGUCGGCGAAUACGCUUUACAUGUGCUUUUCACUUCGUUCAUUGCGCAGGCCGACGAGAAGAUUGGCCAAUGUAUAACAACCCCCCUCGAGCCGGAGCCUCAAAUCGAGCGCAUAUGCGGCCAGUCUGCGGACCCGAACUUCGACCAGCUUAUAUCUGCGCUGGGGCAUAUUGCUGCGCAGAAGCCUAAGCCGCUAAUAGACACCCUUAUGUUAUGGCGCAAGAAGAAGAGUGAUGCUGCCAGUGCUGCUCGUAAUGAGCUCCAACAAUACCGCAAUGUCACAGGAGCGGUUGGCGGCGGGAUAGCAAGGCGCAACACAGAACCAGGAAACCCAGGACCGCCUGCGGAUGCAACAGCACAGCCUAACCUCUCCCUUGCCACCAUGCAAAACAGCGUGGCCCAAGCAGAGCGCCGGUCAACUGUGUCUAUAUAUAUAUUAUGCAGGGUUCUCACAGAAGUUAUUGGCCAAAGCACGCUAGCACGCAUCACCCCAGAGAUGGAAGAAAAGCUAGAAGGCAUUAUCUUCAGCCAGCUAAAGAUCGCCGAUACGGAAUCUCUGGCAUCAUCACCAUUGAAACUUGCAAACUGGCAUCUAUUUAGUCAGCUUUUAGGUGUCAUGAGCAACAUCAAUUUCCAGAGCGUUACGGGACGAUUUAUUGCGGAUCUAGAGAAGUCGCAGCUCGAUUUAGAGGGGCGAAAUCAAGGCAACCGCGAAAUAGAAGGCAGGAUGGAGCUUGUUCUAGGCGGGAUGAAACAUUUGCGCAUCAAGACCUACCCAGAAGCCUCCUGGGAGCAAUCAUGCGACUUCAUGGUAUCAUUGGGUCGCGCUUUUGCCAAGUCCCAUGGCCAGCGAGUCAAAUAUGCAUACUGCCAGAUUUUGGAUGUCAUGUUACUUCCUAUAGCUGCUGUUGCCGCAGGGACUGAGCUCAAUGUCCCAAAGUGGUCAGAGGUCUUGGUCACUAUUGGCCAAAGACUCGCAUCUAUGAUGGCCAAACCUCGCCAUUGGCCUAUAGCUUUCCCUCUCACAGCUACGCUUCUAUGUGCCUCGCCUCCAGAGACAUUUAACACGCAAUGGCUUCAGCUUAUACUACCCUUGCAGUCGAAGCUCAAGGAUCGCUUGACAAGAGCAAGUUGUCUCCAGGUUAUAUCAAGGCUCCUAUGGACAUAUGUAAAUAGGUGUACCGACCCGCCAAAUGCCACUUAUAGAAAGCUUGAAGAAGUUGUCAGGAUGGUGCUACCACCCGGGAAGAAGACACACACCAUGGACCCGUCCAUAGUGGACCCCCUGAUCGAGAUUAUAAGAAUCAUUGGCUUCAAACACCAGGAAUUCUGCUUCCGUACAAUCAUCUUUCCUCUUAUCAACUCGGACCGUUUUGCUCCAGGGAAAGACGUCCAUUCAGUCAGAGUGGACCAGCUGGAGCCAGAGAAGAUGGUUAUUGGGAUUCGAGCAUUCCUCGCUAUUAUGGCCGACCUGGAGAAGGGAGAGUCGGGCAGACCUCCGUUCCCGCAGUCUUACCAGUCCAACCUUCACAGCGAGAGACUCCCAACAUCUCCAAUCCUAGCAAGCCCAAAGCGCAUCCCAUCGCAACCUCUGGCAAAAGAACGAGCUGAGCGUCUUUCUCGACCAGUAGCAACAUCAUGCCUCAACGAUGUGGCUAAAGACUACUAUAAGCGCUUCUGUGAAAUCCUUGGAAAGAUUACUAUCAUCUGUGACGAGACCUUUGGUGGCCAGGCUGUUCUGGAUGAGAAGUUUAAUUCUCCUACGCCGAAAACUCCUAUUGUUGACUCCUUCAACUUCUCUCGCAGAGACGAUAUCCUAUCGCCGGUAGAGCAGAGACAUGGGUACUAUGAACUAUUACAUGUGGCAGUGCAAGCUUUGCCCCGGUGCUUGUCAGCCGACAUACCCUUCAAUUCAUUGAUUAACCUCCUAUGCACUGGUACUGCUCAUGUGCAGCAACGAAUUGCAGAUUCGUCUGCGCAAUCAAUUAAGUCCAUCGCUCGCCAGUCGCAUGCCCAACAAGUCACAAUCGGGUUUGCCCGCUUCAUAUUUUCAUUCGACGACAAAUACUCCACCAUGUCAGAUGGUGGCAUGCUUGGCCCCACCCACGUAGAGAAUACACUGAAGCUCUACGUCGAAUUACUACAAAUAUGGAUAGAAGAGAUCAAGCUACGAUCCAAAGAAGCUGCAGGAACCGGCUCAGACGAAACCGGAUCCGAAAAGCGUGGCGCACCCCUUGAUGUCUCUGGUAUUUGGGCGCACGUCGAGGAAGUCGAAUCACACGGACUGUUCUUUUUAUGUUCACAGUCGAAAAGAGUACGCAGCUUCGCUGUAACAGUUCUCCGGCUAAUCACGGAGUACGACGCAGCGCUUGGACAGGAUAAUGUCCGACUAAUUCAGAUCCUGGAAGGCGAUUCCGCGCGCGUCAUGAGCUUCAAUGACGAGCAUUUGACUGUUGCCGAACGGAGUAGACUCCAAAGAGGUUUGAAAAGGAGUAACUCCCAGAGCGCUCUUGUCGAAUUAUGCAGCAGUGACGUUUCUUACGAUACCACACUAUGGUUCAAGAUUUUCCCGAACUUGAUGAAGAUCAGCUAUGGACGCUGCCCUGUCGUUGUGACUCUGGGUCGCGAGCUGAUUUGCGAUCGCAUUCUGCAAAUGUAUAAGGGUAUUACGGCGCUGUCGGAAGCCCGAACACCCCAGCAUCAGUAUGAUGGCAGCGGAUCUAGGAUAGGCUUCCGCCCGUCUACUACACCGCCAGAAGUCAUGGUAGAGCAGUGGAAGCUAUACCUCAUAGUUGCUUGCACCACCCUUACCGAGAUGGGUGGUCCGCAGCUGCAACCGGCUACUCAGAUGCAGCAGCAUUUGCGCAACGGGUCCAAGACGGCGCUGGUCCAGCCUAAGAUCAACUCUGCUCGGACUUUGUUUAAGUACAUUCUACCGCUUCUAUCAGUCGGACAUCCUUCUGUACGGGAGGCUGUUGUUGUUGCGCUCGGUUCUAUCAAUAUCAACAUUUACAAGACGUUAUUGGAGGAGUUUCAAGACGCUGUCAGCAGAUGCAAUGAUGAUGCCAGAGCUCGCAUACACCAGAGGACAGGCAGCAGUUCUCGACGGAGCAGACGAACUGACACUCUUCGGACGGAGGUCACUCAAGUAUACCGCCUAACCGCACACUUCCUCAGAGAGGAAUCGGUAUACUCAGAUGAUUGGAUCCUGAACAACCUCGUUGUAUAUGCCAAGGACCUCAAGUUAUUCUUGAUGGACGGCGAGGUACAGAUGGAUUGGGAAUUCCAGAAACUACGACGCCACUACUGCGGUCUGAUGGAAGAGCUCUUCGAAGGCAUUAAUCGGACAAAAGAUCCAUCACGCUGGAUGACGUUUGAGAUGCGCAAAUCUUCAUUCGCGCUGAUGGAGGAUUGGUGCGGCUACUCGCCGAACCAGGUGCAGAUCCAGCACAGGGAGGAGAUCAUGAAGCAAAGCAUGAUCGAUCGGCAGACGAUUGGCGAGCGCCCGACCAUAAAUGCAGCUAUGGAGAAGGAGAAGAAUAGUCUUAGGACUGCAGCUCUUAGUGCCAUGGCUGCCCUGUGUGGUGGACCGAUUAGUGUCACUACGGAAAGCAAAGCUAACUUGCAAUUCGAUCUCCGGAGAAUGCUACUCUGGAUCGACGCCAUCUUUAGCACCGAGAGUGAUCGCAUGCAUGUCAUUGGCAGACGUGCUCUAAAAAAUCUUAUUACGCAUAACAAAGAGUAUCCAUACCUCUUGGAACACUCUAUCUCGCGCUGCUACACUGCUGAAGUGCCAAAGGCGCUACAUAGCUACUUUGAAGUAGUCACACAAGUAUUGCUGGAACACCCAGACUACCCUGUACCGUUUUGGCGGACCCUGGGCAUCGGAUUGUACACGCUGGGCAGCGACCAGAGCGAGAUCCGCUCGAAAUCCACCACGGUCCUCCGCGCCCUCGAGGAGCGCCAGAACCGAAACUCCAAGAUCCAAGAUUUCGACAUCAGUAUCUCCGAUAAGACGAAGGCGGUCUACAAGCGUGCCCAGUUCGAGAUCUCAAUGCGCCUGGCAAAGCACCACUCUGACUCUGCGUUCCUGAUAUUCUCGGAAUUUACUGUCUAUUUCAAGAGUCUCAAGCCUAUGGCUCAACAGAACAUGGUCGCUACGAUAUUACCUUGGAUUCAGACUAUCAAGCUACAAGUCGACCCCAAUGGCGGCCCUACUGCUCAAUCAUACGUGCUACUAGCAAACUUAUUCGAGAUCACGAUCAAAUCAAGCAGCGCACUACAUAACGAGGUGCAAGCUCUCUGGCAAGCCCUAGCGACCGGCCCGCACGCUGGCAAUGUACAGAUCAUUCUCGACUUCAACAUCUCCCUCUGCCUAGACCGACGCGAGCAAAACUUCGUCGAGUACGCCAAGCAGAUCGUCGUAUUCUUAUCCAGCACUCUGGCGGGCGUGAAGGUUGUGGAGUUCCUCUUAAUGCAGAUUACGCCGAAAGCCAUGAUUCCUAACGAGAAACGGGAAUCCCCCCCGACACCACCGGAUACGAGCGCUAUGCCGUAUGUUGCUGAGCUCUCCGAGGCUCUUCCUGUGGGGGCGAAACAGGCUGGAUUUUCGCUUGGACAGCUGUCGCUCAUAUUGCUGGUUGAUCUUAUGGUGGCGCCUGUUCAUCUUUUAGCGGAGAGUGUGCCGCUCUUGUUGCAGGUUGUUACUGUGCUGUGGGAUCAUUAUACGCCCCUCGUUCAAGACCAGGCGCGGGAGAUGCUUAUUCAUCUUAUCCACGAGCUAGUAAUAUCGCGUAUUGACGAUGAGACGACCGUCCCGUCUAAGAGAGAGAUUGAGGACCUCAUUGAGGCAAUUAGGCGCCACGAUUCCAAGAUUGUUUGGGCGUACGGGGAUUCCAAUGGGAAGGUCGAUGACCGAGACAACAAGGUGCCUACCGCCAUGGAAAAUCUCGCCACGCAAGUCGUCAAUACAUUCGAAGUGACAUACCCCGGCAUCAAGGAGCAAUGGGGCAAACUAUCAUUAACCUGGGCGACGUCCUGCCCAGUUCGCCAUCUCGCAUGUCGUUCUUUCCAGAUCUUCCGCUGUAUCCUGACAUCGUUGGACCAGACUAUGCUAGCUGACAUGCUUGCACGGUUAUCAAAUACGAUUGCUGAUGAGGAUGCUGAGAUUCAAACAUUCUCGAUGGAGAUUUUGACGACGCUGAAGACUUUGAUUAGCAAGUUAGAGCCUAAGGAUUUGAUUACAUUCCCGCAGCUAUUUUGGACGGCGUGUGCGUGCUUGGAUACUAUUAAUGAGUUGGAGUUUAUGGAGUCGUUGGGGAUGUUGGAUGAGCUACUUUUGAAGCUGGACUUGUCAGAUGCCAUGGUGGUGAUGAUGUUGUCCGAAGGCCAGCCGCCAAAAUGGGACGGCAAUUUUGAGGGUCUCCAGCCUCUUGUCUACAAGGGUCUUCGCUCGUCCUCGUGUCUGGAUCAGACAUUGGUGACUCUGAACAAGCUCGUCCAAAUUCCAAGUGGGGAUCUCGUUGGGAACGACAAUAGACUUCUCUUUGCUAUCUUAGCAAAUUUCCCAAGCUUCCUACAUUCAAUGGAUCAGGGCGUCAUCGACCCCGCUAUUGCGGCAAACGCGAGGAUUUUAGCAGAGGUGGCGGAUUCUCAAGCAUGCGGCACGAUUUCCGUGGCUCUGGGCAACUUCGCAGCAUCUAGGUAUCGAACAAGCAAGGAUUUCCUGUCUCAGCUUAUUGCUGCUCUUCGGGAUAAUUUCUUCCCGAGGUGGAGCUUCCAGGCGCUUAAGUUUCUGAUGGGCUUCUUGACGAAUAGCUUGCCUUGGUUCAAGGUUAAUACGAUGCGCAUACUUUGCGUAUUUAUUCCAGAGAUUGAUAUGCGCCUGCCAGAGAUUGCCUCGCAUGGUCCAGAUAUGAUAUCGCCAUUACUGAGACUGCUCCAGACCGAGUUCUGCACACAAGCACUGGAAGUCCUCGAUUGCAUCAUGACAAUGACAGGUACGCCAAUGGACGACCACCAUCUCCGAAUGAGUAUGGCCGGCGGAAGAUCCUCAAAAGCAAUCCGCAAAGAAUACGAGCGAACCCAGAGUCUCUUCGGCAUCCCCGAAGACUCCGGCUGGUCCAUCCCCAUGCCGGCCAAGCACGCCGAAACCACGCGCUCCAACGUCCACGCCGCCUUCUACAUGUGCCAGAACGCCGAGAGUGCCGACCUCGAAGCCGCACCCAACGCAGACGUGGAAUUCCACGUCGAUGAUUUCCAAUACGGCUAUUUCCCGCCCCAAGAUCGCGCUGAUACCAUGAUGUCCGAUGAGGUCCGCACGGAUGGCAAUAUCGGUGACCUUGUCAAUAAACUCGAUAGUCUGGAUGAUUUCUUCGAAGAUACACUCCAGAGCCCCUCUAGCGACGGCCGUUCCUCGCGCACCGUCACUGAGUUUGGCGGGGAGUUCGAGUCGGGCGCUGAGUUAUACGAUGAGCAGACCCUGCCGAUCCUAACCCAGUCACUCGGUCGCACAUCGAGCACAACAUCUUUCCAAAACGGAUUCGCGGAUAUGCGCCCAGGACUAAUGAGUCGCCAACCGAGUUUCAACUCCAUGAACCCCGGCGCAUUCAGCAAGCAACCCACCUCCUCAAAUCGUCGAAGCAUGCACUCCCGCUCUGUGACCUCGCCCUCCGCGCCGUCCUCGCACCAGCCCGACUUCAUGUCCGACGACGAGUACGCGGCUGAAGUGUUCUCGGACGGGGAAGAAGGGCGCGCGACGCCGGGGGAGGGGGGGUUCUUUCUGGAGAAUAUGAUUAGACCCCUCGCGCAGCAGACGAGGAGUGGGAUGAGGAGGUUGACGGGGGGGAGGACGAGGGAGAGCGAGAGGUUGAGGGAGCAGGUUAGGAUGGAGGCCAGGGGGAUAACGGUCCCGAAGAGUCCGAUGGUGCCGAAGGUGCCGAGGGAGUAUUUGAGUCAGGCGAGGCAGGGGGGCCCGCAGGGGAAGGGGGCGGGGGGGGUGGAGGAGAUUUAGAGGGGGGUUUAAUUCGGGAUUUAGGUGAUGGGGUGCAAUGUUUGGAUAGGGAUACCAUUUUGAUAUAAGAGUUUUUUUUGGUGUGGUUUGAUGGGUUGGAUGGGCGUUUUUGGAUGUUUGAUGGUCUACGAACCAGUGGGGGAUGUUUUGGUUUGAAGAUUUAUCUGGUAACAAUAGAUAUUCUGAUAUAUAUACCUGAUCAUCGUCG
Molecule: messenger RNA, 8093 nt
Organism: Pseudogymnoascus verrucosus
Lineage: Eukaryota; Fungi; Ascomycota; Leotiomycetes; Thelebolales; Thelebolaceae
Gene: TAO3
Product: Cell morphogenesis protein PAG1
Exons: 2
Coding region: 173-7885 (2570 amino acids)
Biological process (GO): cell morphogenesis
Cellular component (GO): site of polarized growth; cell cortex
Source: RefSeq, a predicted model, not a curated record